Solanum lycopersicum (tomato) is the source of this 684-nucleotide messenger RNA. The record is from RefSeq and is a predicted model, not a curated record. NCBI's taxonomy places the organism in Eukaryota, Viridiplantae, Streptophyta, Magnoliopsida, Solanales, Solanaceae.
AUGGAAUCUUUCACUAAAAUCGAGAAAAUUGAUUUCUCUUGUGAAAGGUGCAAGACACAAGGGACAUUUGAGAAGCAGCUCCUCAUUGAUCAUUCCCCAAAUGUUGUUGUCCUACAUUUGAAGCGAUUCAAAUAUAAUGGUUUAGUUGUUCAAAAGGUGGAAAAGCAUGUUUCAUUUUCUCUAGAAUUGGACAUGCUUCUUUAUAGCAACGACAUCAAUAAUGAACAAAUUGAAUACGAUCUCUACGCAGUUAUAGUGCAUUCUGGACCUUCAAUCUCUUCAGGACACUAUUACAACUUUACUCGUUGUGCUCCAAAUGAAUGGUACAAAUUUGAUGACGAGAAGGUUUAUUAUGUUCAAGAAGAUCUUGUUUUGGCAGAGGAAGCAUACAUUUUAUUUUAUACAAAGAGGGGUACUGCAUGGUUUUCAGACUAUAUUCAAAGCCACAGACCCUUUUUGUGUCUUGUUAACCCCACAACUACCAAUGAUUCUAAUGAGCCAACUCUAAUGCCUGAAGUGAACAAUGUAGAGGAUAAUGAUUCCCAUGUAUUAACAGAUCAAGUUUAUUGCGAAGAUCAAUUGCAAGAUGUCAAAAUAAAGAAGGAUGAAAAAUUGAAGGAUGCAUUGAAUUGUGGCUCGCAUGGAACCUCUGUGAAUGAAAUGAAGAGGAAGCUGAAAGAUUGA